Molecule: messenger RNA, 2713 nt
Organism: Verruconis gallopava
Lineage: Eukaryota; Fungi; Ascomycota; Dothideomycetes; Venturiales; Sympoventuriaceae
Exons: 1
Coding region: 535-2577 (680 amino acids)
Cellular component (GO): nucleus
Molecular function (GO): nucleic acid binding; exonuclease activity
Source: RefSeq, a predicted model, not a curated record
GUGUGCGUGUGCGUCGUCGUGCGUCGCGCGAGUCUGAUUUUCGACAGCGACGCCGGAGACUGCGCAGGAGGCGAGAAAAGCUUUGUUGGCCGAUAGCGAGCGGAACGCGAGAAGGCGCGUUCUCGACGCCGCCUGUUUGACUUCCUCUUUCGAUCGCCCUUGGACAUCCCGUGACGUCGUUCAGCUCCGAACGAGCUCGUCCGCUGAGAAGACGGUUCGCGUCAGCCUCGCCAGCCCGGCCAUACUUGCAGCAUCUCCAAGUGGCAGAGCUCUGCAGGAAACCUUCGCGGCGAAGCGUCACGUCUUUGUUGUCUCAAGCUCGCUGUUCCAAGUCGUACUGUCCGUUUAGGCAAACAUGACAUGCCACUCGCUGUCGUGACAGGUCAGCUGAAAGCCAACGCCUUAUCGCACCCUCGCUGGAGCAACGACGAAGCAAUCAUCACAGAUGUGCAAUAAAGUCCCUGGACUAUUCAAGGCCACAAUACAAAGCAAACUGCCUAGCGGCUGUCACGGCUUGCCGUCCACGUAGCCGCAAUGUUCUCGUCGACACUCUUCAAGAGCAUCCCGUGUCCAGCUGGUCCAGAUAAAUGCAAGCUUGCCAACUGCUUGUUCUCGCACGAGCUUGGAAUCGUGCCGUCAAAGGUCGAUGAUACCGCACGUAAUGCGAAAAGUGCGACCGUGGGUCAAGAGCACGGCGAUCUGAAGCGCAGGAAGCUGAACAACACGACCCUGGAACGGAUUAAAGAUGGCUCACAAGUCGACAACUCCCCUGCCCAAGCGGAAAUCGCAACUCCUUCUAGUUCCAAAAAGCCAAUAAGCGCUCCGGUUCAAGCAACAAGCACUGCUAAAUCGCUUGCAUCUGUGGCUCGCCCCAUCUCGCCUCCAGCCUCGGUGGUCGAAAAGAAGGCCUCAGUGCAAAAGCCCUCUCCAAAUGUGACAGAUGCAGCACACAAGUCCUCAGAAUCACGCCCAGAGAAGGUAGAGAGGCUCGCGCCGCGCAUGGUCGCAAAGAUCAGUACACCAUACUCGACCCGCAGCGCUCUCUUAAAUCAUAUACAUAACGAAGUAACGCGACUCAACAGUGAGGUUGCGAAGAGCAAAGACCCAAGCAUAGCUGCCUUGAAGCUAACAGAGAACCAAUUAAUUCGCUUGGCACUCGAUGAGGAGGAAGAGGCGACGAAACAGCCGCUUGUCUAUGUCAACAAAAUGAAAAUCAAGAUCGGCAGAUACAGAAAAAUGCCCCUCAAUGAGUGGGUGGAAACUCGAAGGCAGGCCACAGGCUUAACCAGAAACGAAGGGGAAGCGAAGGACGCAGGUGUCGACAGCCCUGUCAAGAUUGAGACUGGCUUAUCGCCUUCUGAGGAGCUGGACAUGCUACAACGAUUCGUCCUCUCGCCACAACAGCUGUCAACAGCGGGCUUCAUACUCACACCGCCAACGGAUGCACAAAUUGCAGAUGCUCUGAAGACGAUCGAGAUCUCUGGUGGAUACGAGACGUGUGACAGGUGUGGCACGCGAUUUAAGUGGCUAGACGAACCAAAGGAGGAUGGGACCAUGACGACAAAUGGAAAGUGCGUGUAUCAUUGGGGUAAACCAAUUUUCCCAAAGCGGGAGAAGACGGACCAUAUCACUGGGCCGAAGGAGGCGCUUUACUCGUGUUGUGGCCAGGCGAAGGGGUCACCGGGCUGCACAACAACGAAUUCGCACGUCUUCAAGAUCAGUGCAUCCAGCCCCGGCCGCUUAGCUAGUAUCCUCCAAUUCCAGACCACGCCGCUGAACACAAAGGCUGAGCGCAUGGCUGUCGCAUUUGACUGCGAGAUGAGUUACACUACGGCGGGUCUUGAGAUAGUCCGACUGUCUGCGUGUAAAUGGCCGUCGAAAGAAGCACUCAUUGACGUACUUGUCAGGCCAUUUGGUAAGAUCCUCGAUCUGAACACCAAGUUCUCUGGUGUAACGCCAGAACAGUUCUCUAAUGCAAUUGACUUUGAUCCCGAGAUCCACACGCCACUUCCGGAACCCGGCGCAGACGGAGCCGAGCAGCAGAUGAAGAUCGUGGCCUCUCCGGCGGCAGCACGAACCCUUCUUACCAGCUACAUAUCGCCAACCACCGUGCUCAUUGGUCAUGCCAUUGAGAACGACCUUAAUGUUCUCCGUCUUCUUCACCCCACAAUCGUGGACACGUCCCUACUGUUCCCUCACCACGGUGGCCUCCCCUAUCGCUUUCCACUUCGCAAACUUGCCAAAGACCUACUCAAUCUGGACAUCCAGACAGCAGACGCAGCCGGGCAUGACAGUAUGGAAGAUUCACGUGCAACUGGAGACCUGGUGCGCGUCAAGAUCGGGAGAGAAUGGGACAAGCUUGUCAAGCAGGGCUGGAGUGUCGAUAGAGGCAAAUUUUACGCCACGAUUGGGGGGAAGAAAAGAGAGGCCAGCUUGCCACCGUACAUGGAUAGUCAGGGGUACAGUAGGAAACGUAAGGACGGAGAGGCGGUGCCGCCCAUGGGCCAGGUUGGGGAGAGUGAAGGCCUAAAAAGGUUGCUGCAGGAGAACAGUGAAACAAAGGACGCGAAGUUGUGAAGAUUACAUGUACAAUACGCAUCCCCUGGAAGCACGAACCUGUCGAAGACGCGUAGUCGCCAAUCCUGGCAAAAAUCUAGUUUGGAUAUUCUUCUCUUCUUCCAACAGGAAAUGCUACACGUUUCUACCAUCCGCC